Molecule: messenger RNA, 3732 nt
Organism: Selaginella moellendorffii
Lineage: Eukaryota; Viridiplantae; Streptophyta; Lycopodiopsida; Selaginellales; Selaginellaceae
Exons: 1
Coding region: 1131-2843 (570 amino acids)
Biological process (GO): regulation of DNA-templated transcription
Molecular function (GO): DNA binding; DNA-binding transcription factor activity
Source: RefSeq, a predicted model, not a curated record
ACAAUACGCAAGAAUCCAAUUUGUCACAUCAGUAAACAUACGGCGCCCGCAAUGUAUGUCCACCGGUAUACACCGGUUGGUGGUGGCGGCCACACCGGCACGUCACUCUUCCCGCCUGACAGGUGUCCUGAUACGCACUGACCUAAAUCGUGGCUUAGUCACUAACUUGGUGACGUGGCAAUUAAACCCUCCGAGGUUAAGGGGUGCUUUUAUACGAUCUCCUCCAUAGCCAGAAAUUCGUGGAAGCGGAAGAAGAAGAGGAGGAAGAGAAGGCGGCGAGAGAGCGAUUUUUUGGCGGCGCUCGAGGAAUGAUCUGUGGCGGCGACUGACAAUACACUCCCAAUUCCUUCCCUGGCAUCUCCAGAUCCCUUUCAUGCUUCCUAUCUGAGAUCUUGGCAGGCAUUCUACCGCCCGCGGCGUCGACGACGAGUUUUAGGUCUGUAUGCUUGCCAUGGCAUUCUUCCAUCCUUGCAUUUGGUGUGAGAAUCUGUGACCCAGCCAAGAGAGAGAUUUCUCUUCUUUUUCCUCCUCCCUUCCUAAUUCGCAGCCUCCGUAUUGAAAAUCCUUGUAGCUCUGUUGACCUCUAGGCUCUCUUUCCUGUCCCUGGAUGCAUCAAAGCUCCUCCAUCCCUUUUUUUUUCCUUGCUCGUCUUUGAUUAGUCUAGUAGCCCCUGCGUAGCCUCCCAUCUGAGGAGCUUCUUUUCUCCGCUUUCCUCUGGACUCCAUCCCUUGUGCUUAGCUCCGUUUCUUAGAUCCUGCAAAGAAAAAAGGAAAAGCACCCGACUUCUCACUGAUCCUCUCGCACAUAUAUACCUCAUCUUCAUUUGCUUGCGCUUCUUGCUGCAUUGCCUUGUACAAGUCACAAGCUUACAAGUUGGUAGAGUGCCUGCUUACAUCCCAGACCAGGAUCUCCUCGUUUCUUCUACUAAAAUCCAUAGAUCUUCAAGGCUCAUCUUCUUUUCUCUCCAUACUUCUCAAGCAGCUCUUCUUUCCUUCCAUUUCUCGCAAGCCUUCCUUCUUUCCCCUUCCCUUAGAAGAUCUUCUUCUUUGCUUCGCAAGUAAGCCAGUCGCCACAGAAGAACCAACCUUAGAUCAUCAGCCAACGUACAAAUCCAGUUGGCAGCGUAGUGUAUGGCAAGAAAUUCCGCGAGCAUGGCAACAGCUACCGCCGAGUUACCCAUCGCAGCUAGAUUCGACCGGGAGUUUGCGUUCGACGGGGACCUCGCGAGAACGUUGGAGCACUUUGACAAUGUGGAAGCUCUAGCACGAUUGGAGCUUCCGGACAGCUCCGACUCGUCGUCAAGUUCCUCGUCGUACGAAGAAGAAGGAGCCGGCUAUGUUGCUGAGGGGUUCCACGGUUACCAACAACAACAGCCGUCGCCGCCACUCUAUCACCACCAUCAUCAUCAGCUUAAUGUUGGAGCUAGCUCCUCGAGCAGUGGCGACGUGUUCGACACCUCCACUGCGGGAUCCACGACACCGUCUCCCUCGAGAGCUCAAGCCGGAAACGUUGGAAUCGCGGGUGGGGCUGGCGUCUGGCCCGUCCCACACCAGCAGGUUCCUCUUCCGGCGGCCGCUUGCGAUCAUUUCGUUGGAGCGAGCGGGCCAACAAUGGUCUUGUCACCGACGUCCACGUCUGGAGCACCAGAGGUUCCGCCUUGGUACCCCGAGAGCAUCGCUCGAGCUCCACUUUUCAUGACGCAAGCGAUCCAUGAGGAAGGAGCGUCACAGCUCGAGCAGAUUCGAGCAUGGGGUCAGCAGCAGCAACAACAGAUGCUACUCAUGCAUCAAAGACAGAAUCACGUCUUAUUUCAUCAACAGCAGACACAUCAACAACAGCAGCAGCAACAACAACAGCACCACCACCAAGCAGCUGAUCGGAAAAACUCCCAGCUACUAAACCAUCAGCAACAGCAGCAGCAGCUUAGAUACUGGAGUGAGACUUUGAACCUGAGCCCGAGGGGCCAGUCCAUGAAGCACGUAAGCAAGGAUCGCAGGCUUGGAGUCGGGCCCUCGAAGCUGUAUAGAGGAGUGAGGCAGCGGCACUGGGGGAAGUGGGUGGCGGAGAUCCGCCUGCCGAGGAACCGAACCAGGCUCUGGCUAGGAACGUUUGACACGGCCGAAGACGCAGCCUACGCGUAUGACCAGGCAGCUUACAAGUUGAGAGGCGAGUAUGCACGCCUCAACUUUCCACAGAUUCAACAUAUAUAUCGUGCACAGCAGCAAGAAGCAAGUAAGUCCGGGUGGAGUGGACAAGAUCAAGGAGGAGGAGGAAGUAGUACGACGUUUCAAUCGACUCUAGAAGCGAAACUACAGGCGAUUUCUCAGCAGACUGCAUCGAAGCUGGAUGCAUCCAAACCAACGACAGCAGCGGCUAAAGUUAAGGCUCAGAAGGACGUAGCGGAGGAGGACCUCGUGGAAGCGAUUCCAGUCAACAAGGAGGUGCUAGCUACAACAUCACUAAGAACAGCGACGGCAAGAACAGGAGCCGGCUACGCAAGCGCUCCUUGCGUCUCCCCAACGAGUACUACUACUGGCGAUGGCGACAGCUGCUAUCACCGUGCGAUGGCUACCCCCGAUAAUUUUUCAACAACCACCACUACCACCGACGCAGGCUCUCUCCUCGAGCUCGCGGGCUCUAGAGGAGAAAAAGCUCUCGCGUCUGUGGUGUGUAGCGAAGAAUUAUUAUCGCCGGGGGCCGGAUCACUGGUGAAUAGCUCCGUCGCCACCACCGCCAGUGGUGGCAACGUGUGGGCGGACAUUGAUAAUCUGCUCACAAACGCUCCAAGCAUCGAGCUUGAGGAUCUCUCCUGGGAUGUUCAUCGCCUCCGCCGUCCCUUCUAAGCAACGAACAGCUGCUGCUGCUCUUGGCUGCCGAGAAGAACCACUCUAGCAAAGUCACUACUACUACUACUACUACUACUACUACUACUACUACCAGUACGACCACGCACAGUACUACUAGACUGGGGCUGUGGAAAGCCAGCAACUAGUAUCGAGGAGGAUACAACUAACAAAACAACGUCAACAACAGGACACGAGGAUACGAGUGAUCCUCUGGAGCAACAACUAGAGAGAGCGCUGCUGCUGCUGCUGCUGGCUGGUUACCACCACUCUCAAAAGUUCCAAAGUUCCAACAAUGGUGAGUCUGAGAUCCCCAUCGCAACCAGCGGGGAUCUCCUCCGAGGUGAGCAUUACGAUUACGCUACUAUGUAAAUACUACAUAGGUAGCUAGAGGAGCAGGAGUCAUCCCUACGUCGAGUCUUCUCUUUUUUCCUCCGUUUUUUUUCCUUUCCGGUACCUUUCCUUCAGUAUAGAGUAGUAAGUAAGCAGGAGAGUGGAAAAGCUCUCCGAGCAAAGCGAUCCUUUGCUUUGCUUGCAGUGCACUAGGAAGUAGUGUUUGUUCUCUAGACAGGCAUGGUUAGAGUGGAGCGUAGCUAUGGAGAGUCCCUCCCACCAGGAAGAAGGCUUUGUUUUGUUAAAGGCCAACUUGGUGAUGGAUCUCCCGUCCUUCCUGUUAGAGCGAGUAGUGUUUUGCCAGGCAAAAGUAGCGGUAGUAGCAGUAGCCGCCAUAGUCCUUUUCUCCCCUUUUUUUUUUUUUUUUAAGGGGUGAGUGCUUUUUGUCAAUCUCUAUCCCCUUCUCUUUAGCUGGCGCGUUCUUUUCUGGCCAGCGACCAUAAAUUUAUGUACAUACAGUUCUAUCCAGACGCUUAUAAAAAAUGUGUAAGCUUUA